Photinus pyralis (common eastern firefly) is the source of this 586-nucleotide messenger RNA. RefSeq lists its product as uncharacterized. The coding region runs from base 2 to 385 and encodes 127 amino acids. The record is from RefSeq and is a predicted model, not a curated record. NCBI's taxonomy places the organism in Eukaryota, Metazoa, Arthropoda, Insecta, Coleoptera, Lampyridae. The transcript is spliced from 3 exons.
UAUGCGCAGGUUCCUAACACAUAUUGCUGGGGAACCUGCGUAUCUUUCCACAAGGCCUGGGCAACCCGGCCAGUUGUACUCUGGACUGGCUGUUGGGGGGCAGACCAUUGCCCAACUAAGGAAUCGAGUAAUGCGGUGCAGAGCGAUAGGCUUUGAUUAUCGAAUUGGUCGUGAGGUUUAUGUGAUGAUAGGGACCAACGACGUACGGAGAAAAACAUCUUUCCAUGUACUCAAGAAAGAGUUGCAACGGCUGUUGGAGGUGUUGAAGACGCAGGGGGUACGCCGCAUUAAUUUAUGCACCGUGCCCCGUCCACGGCAGCCCAGCUCCGUACGUUGGAGGUAUUCAAUGAAUGGAUCCGCGCGUACAGAGACCGUCGAGUCGUAAUAAUAGAUGUCCACGCCUUUAUGUACAACCGUCGGUAUUUUAAAAGGUAAUAAUAAAAUGUACUUUUACUAUAUCUAUUGCGCAAGAGUCUGUGAGGUAGCAUUCUGCAUGGGAUAUUUUGUUUUCCAAGGUCCGAUCCGCCACCAAAAGAAAUCAACGGUAUUAACACUAUAAAACUUUUAUUUGUUAACAUUUACUUGC